AUGGGACAAACCCAAUCAAGAAAUGGAGAGGCACGAACCGAGCUGUCAAUAAUAGCAAACGAUGAUGAUGAGCCGGGUGGUAUACGUGGUUUAAACCUCCACUCAAAUCAUCAUCAUCGCCCCAAAAAGCUGCCCGUUAAACAGCCGGCACGCCCCCUCAGAAUAGAUUCUCAUUCUCACGAUAGCCUUUCUAUUUCACCUCUCCGCGUCGAUUCUCGUGACCCUCUGCAGGACGUCGCUGAGUUGGGCACGCCUUCAUCGUUUUCUCCUGGACGGGAAUUUAGCGGACGGUCGUUUUUAGCCCCCUCCCAGUCCGACAACGAACCUGGCAGCAUUGCAUCCACGUUGGACAGUUAUUUGGGACGCAAGGCGUCUCCGUCAAUCUCAAAAAGCCAGGCCAUGGGUACCGUUUCAAACCAGCAUGGGGUAUCCGCCGCCGAAGCUUUAAAGGACGUUACUCCUCGUGCCACACCACAGUUAAUCCCAAAACUUAGCAUUAAGGACCCGCGAAUUGUCCCGCCAAACUCUAUUGGAUCUUCUGCGACGGCCGGUUCUUUGACGUCUGGGUCAGUGUCGUCUGGCGACUCGCCAAUGACUUCACCAGAGAGCUCAGACGAGGAUCAAAGUAUGGCCGAGCGGAUUGCUGCUCGCCACGUCAUGGCCGCCCGAAAUGUGCCGUCGGCUCCAUCUGCAUCAGGCAUCCCCGUGAACCGUCUUAUCAAGAGAAUUUGUGUUUCCGGGCUGCAAAACCAGCGGGCCUUCUGCAUGAACCUCGAUGAAAUCAAUAGCGUUUGUCGAGCUGCCUCCGAGCUAUUUCUGUCGCAGCCAGUCCUUCUGGAGCUAGCGACUCCCGUCAAGGUAGUAGGCGACACUCACGGCCAAUUCAAGGAUCUUAUGCGUAUUUUCCGUUUGAGCGGCAUGCCCCCCAACACAAACUAUUUGUUUCUGGGAGACUAUGUCGAUCGCGGCAAACAGUCGCUUGAAACAAUCAUGCUCUUGUUCUGUUUGAAGCUCAGGUUCCCCAACAACGUGUUUUUGCUCCGGGGAAACCACGAGUGCGCAAACGUUACCAAGGUCUAUGGGUUUUACGAUGAAUGCAAGCGCCGCAGCUCAUUGAAGGCGUGGCGAAGCAUUGUCGACGUGUUCAAUACUCUUCCUAUUGCAGCCACUAUUGGCUCUAAAAUCUUUUGUGUCCACGGUGGCCUGUCGCCUAACUUGACGACCCUGCAGGACAUCGAGCAGAUCUCGCGCCCCACGGACGUGCCAGACUCUGGCUUGAUGAGCGACCUCAUGUGGAGUGACCCGGACCCUCAGGUGAAGGAAUGGGCCGACAACGACCGCGGCGUCUCGUACUGCUUUGGCAAACGUGUCUUGGACCAGUUCUGCAACCGGUUCAAGUUCGACCUCGUGGCUAGAGGACACAUGGUAGUGGAAGACGGUUACGAGUUCUUCGGCAACCGCAAGCUGGUGACCAUUUUCUCUGCGCCCAACUACUGCGGCGACUUUGAUAAUUGGGGAGCAGUCAUGUCUGUGGAUGAGAAUCUUUUGUGCUCGUUCGAGCUUUUGGAACCUAAUAAAAAACCCUCCAAGCGGUCUUGA
Wickerhamiella sorbophila is the source of this 1599-nucleotide messenger RNA. Its product is annotated as Serine/threonine-protein phosphatase PP-Z1. NCBI's taxonomy places the organism in Eukaryota, Fungi, Ascomycota, Dipodascomycetes, Dipodascales, Trichomonascaceae. Gene Ontology annotation, molecular function: protein serine/threonine phosphatase activity. The transcript has a single exon. The record is from RefSeq and is a predicted model, not a curated record. Bases 1 to 1599 code for a protein of 532 amino acids. Gene Ontology annotation, cellular component: cytoplasm; nucleus.